Molecule: messenger RNA, 2313 nt
Organism: Elgaria multicarinata webbii
Lineage: Eukaryota; Metazoa; Chordata; Lepidosauria; Squamata; Anguidae
Gene: PTPN5
Product: protein tyrosine phosphatase non-receptor type 5
Exons: 14
Coding region: 228-1805 (525 amino acids)
Biological process (GO): peptidyl-tyrosine dephosphorylation; signal transduction
Cellular component (GO): plasma membrane; cell junction; cytosol
Molecular function (GO): protein tyrosine phosphatase activity; protein kinase binding
Source: RefSeq, a predicted model, not a curated record
AAGAAGGCGAUAAUAACUGAUGAUUCAGCUGGGGAAAUCCUGGAAUCUGUGGUACAUAGAAUGACUGAUUGCUUGGUUUUUAAAGCAUAAAACAUUUAAAGAUACAAGGUAUUGUUUCCAGAAAGUAGCAUUCCUAUCAGAAGAGUACUGGAGAAAACAUCAGGAGAGCUAACCAUGUGACUGAGAAUUUGAGCUGUUUAUCAGAUGGUCUUUCAAAGCCAGAGGUGAUGGAACCAUUGGAUGGAGCUGAUGGACAGCAGAAACAAAGCAAGGCAGAGCCACCUCAGAAAGACUCUGAGGGGACUCCACAGCAUAGCUGGGUGGCCUGGUGGAAUGGAAUGACAACAGGAGGAAUUUUAUACCUGUUCGCCUUAUCACAGAUAUUGGUUUUCUUCUUUAUGUUUUGGUGCGGUGGCUGUGAGACCAUCCCAGCAGUUCAGGAUGCUUUUGAUGUGCUGUCCAACUUGCUUACUCCAUUUGGAGAGUUGAUUGCAGAUUCUAGCAAGAAUCUGAUCAGAGAUCGGGGCAUCACAAUAUCUUACUUCCUGCUGUCUUUGUUUUCCCUUGGUUUGCUACUCCUAGGAAUGUUGGUUUGGUAUCUUAUGAAGACACCACCAGAUCCCCCAUUUCCCCUUCCAGAGGACAGACGGCAGUCUGUUAGCCGCCAGCCCUCAUUCACCUAUUCUGAAUGGACAGAGGACAAAAAUGAAGAUGACUUCCUUGAUCUGGACCCAGUGCCAGAGACACCUGUUUUUGACUGUGUGAUGGACAUGAAAGCAGAGACAGAUCCAGCAACCCUAACCGUUAAAUCUGUGGGACUGCAAGAAAGGAGGGGUUCAAAUGUUUCACUCACGCUGGACAUGUGCACUCCAGGUUGUACUGAGCAAGGAUUUGGCUAUAUCAUGUCCCCAAGGGAGCAAUCAGCCCGGGAAUACCUCCAGGCAGCAUCAAAUGUUCUCACUGAGGAGGAGCUGCAUGAGAAAGCAUUAGAUUCUUUUGUACUCCAGACAGAGUUUUUUGAAAUUCCAAUGAAUUUUGUUGAUCCAAAGGAAUAUGAUAUUCCAGGUUUGGUCAGAAAGAAUCGCUACAAAACAAUUCUCCCAAAUCCUCACAGCAGAGUGUGCCUUACCUCAGAUGAUCAAGAUGAUCCCCUGAGCUCUUACAUCAAUGCCAACUACAUCAGGGGCUAUAGAGGAGAAGAAAAGGUGUACAUUGCUACUCAGGGACCCAUAGUUAAUACCGUCAGUGAUUUCUGGCGAAUGGUAUGGCAGGAGCAUUCUCCAAUUAUUGUCAUGAUUACCAAUAUAGAAGAGAUGAAUGAGAAAUGCACAGAAUAUUGGCCAGAAGAACAAGUUACCUAUGAAGGCAUUGAAAUCACAGUUAACAGAGUCAUCCAAGCAGAUGAUUAUCGGUUAAGACUUAUUACGCUGAAGAAGGGUGAAGAAAUCAGAAAUCUGAAGCACUACUGGUAUACAUCGUGGCCAGACCAGAAGACCCCCGAUCAAGCACCAGCCUUAUUGCAACUGGUUCAAGAUGUAGAAGAGGGCAUGCAGUAUGCCGAAGAAAAGAAUGCUCCAAUCAUAGUUCACUGCAGUGCAGGGAUUGGGAGGACUGGCUGCUUUAUUGCCACCAGCAUUUGCUGCAAACAGUGGAAGAACGAGGGUGUCGUUGACAUACUCAGAACAACUUGUCAGCUACGGCUAGACAGGGGAGGAAUGAUCCAGACUUCUGAACAGUACCAGUUUGUUCACCAUGUCAUGAGUUUGUAUGAAAAGCAGUUUUCUAGAGCAGCAGUGGAAGAAUGAGGAUUCAGAAUAAUUUGUUAUGACAAAACAGAACUCUGACCAGAAUCGUAUGUAUUCCAGAGCCGAGAAGAUACACAUGGGAAUUUCAGAGUAGAAGAUAUUUAUUUAUACAUAUAUAAAUAUAUAAAGUUUUACUUUCAUAUUGCUUUAUUUUGCAUUUAAGAGCUAAGAUACUGCUUUCCUUUAAUGUGCGACAGGACAUUGUCUUCUUCACACACAAAAACAAAGGCCUAUUUAUACUGUAAAUACAAUUGGUAGCUUCAUUUGUUACGAAAAUUUUAAAAUGUUCUUGUCAGAUUUGCUAUUUUAAAAAAAUUGCUACUAGAUCCAAAUACAGUGUGAAAUUCUUUGAUAACUGUCUUGCUGAAGUCUGUCGUGUAUGUUUACUAAGCUUGAAAAGUAACUUCUUUGCCUUUUUUUCUGACCAAUUGUUUUUACAUUUUAAACUACCGAAUACUGUGUAUAUCAUAAGACCUUCUGAGCCUCUGCAUUAAAGGAUUCAAGUGGA